Messenger RNA from Vigna umbellata (rice bean), 437 nucleotides. Lineage: Eukaryota; Viridiplantae; Streptophyta; Magnoliopsida; Fabales; Fabaceae. The record is from RefSeq and is a predicted model, not a curated record.
UAGAUCACAAUUUACCUUGUAUUGAAUUUUCUUUCUGGUGCAGGGCUGUUGGAGGGGAAUUUGAUGAUAUUAAUGCAAAGUACUGCGAUGCUGAGAAGGAAGUCAAUAUGUUGCAAAUAAAAAUACAAGAAGUUAAUGGUAACCUAUCCAAACACCACAAGGAUUUGGAAUCAAGAAAGAGAUUUAUUGAAUCGAAGCUUCAGUCUUUGGAUCAGCAAUGUUCUGGACUUGAUUCUUAUCUCAAAGUUUUAGAGUCUUCCAAGGAAAAAAGAGAUGUACAGCGAAGCAAAUAUAAUAUUGCUGAUGGCAUGAGGCAGAUGUUUGAUCCUUUUGAAAUGGUUGCCAGAGCUCAUCAUGUUUGCCCUUGCUGGGAGCGAUGCUACGACUGUCGCGGUCAUACAAAUUUGAUGUGCAUAGAAAGAAUGCAAUAUAGCUAG